This is a messenger RNA of Triticum aestivum (bread wheat), 3982 nucleotides long. Its product is annotated as F-box protein At5g49610-like. The record is from RefSeq and is a predicted model, not a curated record. Gene Ontology annotation, molecular function: protein binding. The transcript has 4 exons. Bases 292 to 1383 code for a protein of 363 amino acids. NCBI's taxonomy places the organism in Eukaryota, Viridiplantae, Streptophyta, Magnoliopsida, Poales, Poaceae.
CCGGCCGUCCCCGCCCCCUUCCCGGCCCCGUCGUCCCCACCCCCUUCCCGCCCCGCAGCUGCUGGUGAGGUGGCCGUGGCCGCGGCUCCGGCGGUCCGGCGCCCCCUUGCCGGCCCUCUGCUACUGGCUUUCUGGUGUUGCAUAUCUUUGGAGUCAUCAUCGUCGAAGGCAUUGGUCUGUGAUUUCGUCGCUGUUUGACUACUUCGUCUACAGUCGAGGAUUUUGGUGAGAUCUCCUCUCCACCGCCGUCACUCCCACUGCCACUCCUCUCUACCACUGCUGCACGGAUCCAUGGCAGAGUCAGCAAGUCUCCUCCAUGGCCUCCAGGAUGACAUCUUCAUGUUUGAGAUCCUCCUUCGCCUGCCCCCCAAAUCCCUCCUUCGCUGCCGUGCAGUCUGCCACGACUGGCGCGGCGCCACCUCCGACCGCGACUUCCUUGUCGCCCACCACGCCCGCCAGCCCUCAUUCCCCCUCCUUUACGCUGAAAUUGACGACCCAUCAUCCAUAGACAUCCUCAUCCCCUUGCCCUCCGACCACCGGGCAGACGACAAGCUCCAGUCCGUCGCCCGACUUCGUGGUGCCGACGACCUCACUCCCGUGGCCUGCUGUGACGGCCUCCUUGUCUUCACCACCUGGGGGGCUGAACGCCUCUCCAUCUGCAACCCGGCCACUCGUCAGUAUGCACGUCUCAACCAGCUUGAUGGCUUCACGGUUUUCGGGAUGUACCCACACAGGCCUACCAGCGAGUACCGACUACUGCUCUGCGUCUGCCCGGAAACUGAUGCUCAAAGUGGCUUUUACGUCUUCACAUUAGCCUCUGACCAGCAGCCGAGGCCCAUCGGGGCGUGCCCUCCUGCCGCGGAACUGUUUCAACACGAACCUGUCCUUUUGCGUGGUAGCCUGCAUUGGGGCACAAAGCGACUGAUAAUGGUAUUUGACACCACCGCUGAGUUGUUCCGGCACAUGCGCUCUCCGAUUGUUCCCGGCCAUGCCAGGUCUGACCUGUUUGAGAUGGAUGACUUGCUUGGCCUGUACAUUCUUAAUCAAGAAGAGACCCUUGUUCAUGUCUGGGUGAUGCAGGACUACGAAGCCCAAGUCUGGGCCUCCAAAGCCCGGGUUCAAUUGCCGAUUGCAGAGCUAAGUGUCCGCGGUUUUUGGUAUGUGAAUGUUGCAUAUUGGGAUGGUGAUGUGCUUGUGCUGGUCGAUAAUGACAAGGACUCGCUACUUCAGUUUGACUUCGAUGGCAAGUUGAUUGCUAGUCUCCACUGCAGAUGUCUCUGCCAUAGUGGACUUCGGCUAAAACAAUCUCUAGUUUCACAUACAUGCUUUCCGGCACCAGAGGAUUAUGUUCACCUUUCAUCUGACCAGAUUGUUAUGUUCUGAAUAUUAUUUAGCUUUUCAUCAGAGCCUGUAUCAAGGUCUCAAUUUGUUCACUUUUGCCCCCCCCCCCCCCUGUAGCGGUCUCUACUUAAUACUUGAUCGUUAGCAAUCUAGAUGCCUCUUGGUCUCUGUUCAUUGAACCGAAUAAUUGACUUUCCCUUUUUAUUGAGGUCUUCAUUUUUAGAGUUUACCCAGUUAUCCUUUUAAUACUAAAUAUUUAGAAAAUGUACAGUUGAUUCAUGUUUCUUUGUUUUGUUUUAGCAAAUGGUGAAAUAAGGCAGAUUAUUCUCCUUGUUGACUAGCUAGUUGCACCUGAUUUCAGAAGAGAUUGCAACACUACUUAAAUUGAAUGAUUGCAUUAUAGUUAACUUUCAACUCAAUAUGAUGUUGCCGUUCAUUCAUGUUCAUGAUUCCAUUAACAUCUGGUCAGGUAAUGAAACAUAAUGUUAUAAUUCUGCCUUUGUGUUGUAUGGUUUAGAAUUACAUAUAUAACUUCACUUUAACUGCUAACCACUUUAAGGAAUCAUUGCUUCAUGUGAUCUUCGAUCUUAACAUAUGCUCGAGAAAUGGAACUUGGUACUAAUGAGCAGAAGAUUAAAAACUGGGUCCACCAUUAGCCGACUAGUUCCAUUUUGAUGUAUAUACGAGUUAUGAUCAAUGAUCUGUGAAUGCUUCAUGGUUGCUUGAAAUUAUACUUGUGUGAAUAUCCUUUUGGGAUGAAGUAGCUAGCAUGAUGAUGCCACAACUAUUCACUCAUUUUGGCCGACGUUCGAAAUUGUUGCUAAUUGACUUGCCCCAUGCCUCUGUUUUUCUAUCUGAAGAAUUGACUUGGAUUUUUUUAUCAGUGUCUUCUUCUUUCUUAGAGAUCGUCCAGUGAUUUUCUUAUAAUACUAAAUAUUUAGCCAAUAUACAUCAGUUUCCUGUUUUUCCAAGUAUUGUUCUAGCCCACUAUUAAAUGUGGCCAUCAUCCUCUCAAUUGUUUCAGUAGCAAGUAGAACCUCAUUGUUAGAGGAGCUUUAUGCGCUGAUCGUUAAAUUGAAUGCAAUGAUCACAUUACAGUCAGCUUGUCAGUGAAAUGUUUUGUUGCAAUUCAUUCUUCUUCAUCCGGCCAUUGCACCUGGUUCGGUAUUAAUUGCCGUUAUUGAUCACAGAUCAUAUGAUGUGCCAUUCCUGCAGGGUAAUUCCUUAGUUAUUCACAUUAGUUGUAGGCUACUAAGAUAUUAUAAAUAGUGGAGAAAUUCUUUGGAGUGUGGUUACAGUUUACAAUGUUGAUUCAGUAUACAAGUUUUAACACUCGUGAUCUGAAACCAGUGAACAGCUGAAACUGUAGUUAUUGUUCUUGUACCACAGCAACAACGCGGGCAUCCUUGACUGUAUUCUUUGUUUUGCGGAGCUAGCUUCUUUUAACCAAUUAUGUGGUACCCUUGGCUUAAGAAUGGAAAGAAAUCUACAAGUAAGGCCAUUGGUUUAGGAGCUCAUAGCUGGGGUGAGGUUAACUUAAGCUGAGAGUCAGUUAAGAACACCCAGCCAAAACAGUGAAACAUGUGUGAGAAACAACAGAACCGAACCAAAAGGAGGAAGACCAGGGAGAAAAAUGGUUCAAACACUGGGUGGAAAGAAUAGAUAGAAAAUACUAGGUGAAAAAUCAGAUGCAAAAUGGUGGGAAACAAAAAAAAUUGUAGAUUAGAAAAUAAACAAAGAAAAAACUAGCGGUACCUUAAAGUUCCUAGGAUUGUUCAGCAGUACUUCCUAGGAGGUUUUCACCCUGUUUCUUGAGUAGAUAUGUACCUAGCAAAAGAAGUACCUAUCAUCCAAAUUAACAUGCCACGGUCCAAAUUAACUUAACCUUUGCUUUCCCAGUUAUCUAGGGGUCCGAAUUAACAUGUACCUAGUUUUUAUUGAGGUUUACUUUUCUAGAGAUUAUCCAGUUGUCUUUUUAAUACUAAUUAUUUAGCAAAUGCAAUUUUGGUUCCCAUUUUGUGUUUUGUUUUAGCCGACGGUGAAAUGAGGCAGAUUUUCCUCCUUGUUGGCUAGCAAGUUGCACCUGAUUUUCAUAAGAGCGUGGCGUGCUAGUUAAAUUGAAUGAUUGCAUUAUAGUCAACUUUCAAGUGAAAUGUUCUGUUUCAGUUCAUAAUUCCAUUGAAUCUGGUUUAUUGAAGGCCAUCAAGUGGUUUUCUCAAUAAUAUUAAAUGGUUAGCCAAUAUACAUCAAUUUCCUCUUUCUAUGUACUGUGUAGCCGACGAUUACAUGUGGCUGAUCAUCAUCUUGAUUUGUUCAGUUUGACCUGAUUGUCAGAGGAGUUUGGAGCACUGCUUGUUAGAUUGAAUGGAGCGAUUGCAUUACAGUCAACUUGGCCAUGUCAAGUGCCAUUUCUCGAAAGUAGAUUGCACAAUUUGUCACAGCACGUAUGGUGUGCCAUUCCUGCAGGGUGAUUCGUCCUCAGUUGCUCACAUCACUUGUAGGUCCCAUUAUCUGUUGCAUGCAUGCCCCCACUGGCAUCUGCACGCGUGUGUGAUAAAUAUACCCAUUGUGGCUGCAAUAUGUUUUUUGUUGAUGUAUACAAAGUUAUGAUCGAGAAGCUCCAACAGUUAAUGGUUGCAUA